AUGGCUUUCAAGUACAUGCUCGUCGCCGCCCUGGCUGCUCUGCCUGCCGCCUUUGCCUCUCCCAUCGAGCUUGAGACCCGGGGCUGUACCUACGGCGGACCUUACGAAAACUUUCCUCCCAUGAGCUCUUGGCUGCCCUGGACCACUGUCUUUGGCUUGUACGAGCAGUCGAUGGUCAACGCAGGCUCCAGUUGGGACGAUGUCGGCCGUAUCAACGUGGCUAUUAGCCAAGCUGCCGCUAGCAUUGGCGUUGAUGAGCGUGUUAUCCUCGCUAUCAUUCUCCAAGAGAGUUCUGGCUAUGUUGGUGUCGAGUGCACUGGUGGUGAUGACUGUGGUUUGAUGCAGUGCGAGGGCUGCCCAUCAUUCCAGGGCCAGAAUGAGUUGCCUCAGUCGGAUACCUCUGCCAUGAUUAACGGAGGUACUCAGCACUUCAAGGCUAAUUUGGUGGACUUUGGUGACCUGUGGGAUGUCUCAUCUAUCUACCCCGCGCUCCGUGAAUACAACUCGGGCAGUGUCGACAACAACGACCUCAGUGUUGCCGCCGGCGGCUUCGGCGUACCUUGCUACGUCAGUGACAUUGCUCGCCGUAUGAUGGGCCAAGUCUUUUAA
Molecule: messenger RNA, 609 nt
Organism: Trichoderma asperellum CBS 433.97
Lineage: Eukaryota; Fungi; Ascomycota; Sordariomycetes; Hypocreales; Hypocreaceae
Source: RefSeq, a predicted model, not a curated record